AUGAUGCUGCAUUCUACUUUGGCCCUCUGUGUCUUGCUGAUCACGGUUUCUUCUAACCUUGCCAUUGCUAUCAAAAAAGAAAAGAGACCUCCUCAGACACUCUCAAGAGGAUGGGGAGAUGACAUCACUUGGGUACAAACUUAUGAAGAAGGUCUCUUUCAUGCUCACAAAAGUAACAAGCCAUUGAUGGUUAUUCACCACCUAGAAGACUGUCAAUACUGUCAAGCACUAAAAAAGGAAUUUGCCAAAAAUGAAGAAAUACAAGAAAUGGCCCAGAAUGGCUUUAUCAUGCUGAACCUCAUGCAUGAGACCACGGAUAAGAACUUGUCGCCAGAUGGGCAGUACGUGCCGAGGAUCAUGUUUGUUGACCCUUCUUUGACUGUCAGGGCUGAUAUAACAGGAAGAUACUCUAACAGACUGUACACAUAUGAACCCCAGGACUUACCCUUGUUGGUGGACAACAUGAAGAAGGCACUAAGGCUUAUCCAGUCAGAGUUGUAA
This is a messenger RNA of Peromyscus eremicus (cactus mouse), 501 nucleotides long. RefSeq names its product anterior gradient 3, protein disulphide isomerase family member (gene Agr3). The record is from RefSeq and is a predicted model, not a curated record. Gene Ontology annotation, molecular function: dystroglycan binding. NCBI's taxonomy places the organism in Eukaryota, Metazoa, Chordata, Mammalia, Rodentia, Cricetidae. Gene Ontology annotation, cellular component: endoplasmic reticulum. The transcript has 7 exons. The coding region runs from base 1 to 501 and encodes 166 amino acids.